AUGUGCCUCUGCACCGACCACCAAGAAGUCGAUAUCCACCUCAUCGUGUCCGAUUCUAAGGAGUUAGAGGCUUUCCAAGAUGCUAUUGAUGGCCUAAAACAUUGCGGCGAGAGGUUUAGUAUAUUCCCUACGCCGAGGGUGAAUGUUGACGGACCGAAGCCUAAGAUUAAUAUCACAAACUUUUACGAUAUCAUCCCAGACGCCUUCCGUUCGAUGGUUAAAGGAAACAUUAGCGCCGGCGACACGUCUGCCCUCCUGAAUGAGGGCGGAAGAUAUCAGUAUCAGACAAUCAAGAAGAUGUCAGCGGCGAUAAAGCUUGAGUACGACUGGGGUCUGUGGCUUGAUUCGGAGGCAGUCGUCGUACAGCCGUUUAGCAUGCGGGAAGUGUUUGAUAGCUACAUCAAGACACCGACGGUUUGGAGAUCCAAGAACUCGAGGACUGAUUUUAUGGUCUCCUUGAUCACUGGAUCGGCUAAUGUUCUUGGCCGGGAUAUCGAGUCUUUUGGCAAGGCUUUGUGGAACUUGGAGAGUGUCCAGUGGAUGUUGGAGAAAGAAGUAGUUAACGACCUCGUUCAGUCCGUGGAGAAAGCACACAAACAAGACUUUUGGACGGUCUGGGCAACGCGAGGCAGCCCGUUCGAGAUCAACCUAUACAACUUACACAUCCAAGCAAGGAAGUUAGAGUCCAAUGAUCCGCUCUUCACUAAGUACCAAGUAGUGGAAACGGAGCGGGAGAUGGACAGAUUCGGCAUGGAGGCCGUCCCUGGGUUCUCGCGAAUGAUGCGACAUUACGGCCAGCGGCUUUUGCGCUUUGACGAUCUCGAUGUCGCGCCGCCGGAGGUUAUUGACCGGUUUCUGUUGGAUACGCCGAUAAACAUCUUGUGCGUGGGAGGACCGCCGUUACACAACUGGUGGCAAGAGCGAAACAAGACACUUUAG
Molecule: messenger RNA, 939 nt
Organism: Colletotrichum chrysophilum
Lineage: Eukaryota; Fungi; Ascomycota; Sordariomycetes; Glomerellales; Glomerellaceae
Exons: 3
Coding region: 1-939 (312 amino acids)
Source: RefSeq, a predicted model, not a curated record